AUGCCCGUCUCCGCCGCCACGGUGGCUCAGUCCAACGGCACCAGCGCCGCUACUGUCCUGGUCGACUCCCAGCCGGCACGGAAGAGAAGACGGUCAAGAGAACCCGACUGGCACACCUUCUACAAGAACGGCCUCCCAAAGGAGAUCAUUGUCAUUGACGAUGACUCGCCAGAGCCAGAUAAAUCAUCUGUCCCGGCCGUCUCCAAGACCCUGGUAAAUGGCGCUGCAAAUGGCAGCCACACAAAUGGGGUCAACAGCGGCACCACAAAUGGCACCAGUGCUCGCCACAUCGCCAAAAAGAGGAAGCGAGACGAUGACGGCGCCCGCUAUGAUCCAGUCCACCACAGCAGACUGAAUGGCUCAGCAACAAACACUCCCCAUCACAAUGAGACCCCUAGUGGCUCGACUAUCUCGAGUGAUCGUACAAACUCGGCAAUCCAUACCACCGCAGCCACCUCACUAGGCUCGCUUUCGUCAAGCGGCCAUUACGACUACGAUACGCAGCCCGGCCAGAAGAGGAAGCGCACACGACAACAGAUUGCAAACGAAGCCAAGAGAAGAGAACUCGGUUUACUCGGACAAAGCUAUACCAGUUAUCGGCCGCCUCCCCAUCCUGUCAAGAAGGCAUCAGACGUCCACGUUCGCGUUGUCCCAGACCAUGCCUACAACAAAAACAUCAAAGUGGAUGAUGACGAUGGCCACUACAUUGUCGUUCCUGAUGCGGAUUUGACCGAAAAGUAUCAAAUGAUCAAACUGCUCGGACAAGGCACAUUCGGCAAAGUUGUGCAAGCUCGUGACCGCAGAAAGAACGAAUUGGUCGCCAUCAAAAUCAUUCGGUCAGUGCAAAAAUACAGAGAUGCGUCGAGGAUCGAACUCCGAGUCCUUGCAACACUCAAAGCAAACGACGAGGAAAAUCGGAACCGGUGCAUCCAUCUCCGCGAUACCUUCGAUUUCCGAGGUCACAUUUGUAUCGUCAUGGACCUUCUCGGCCAAAGUGUAUUCGAUUUCCUGAAGGGAAACAACUUUCGUGGCCUGUAA
Messenger RNA from Phaeoacremonium minimum UCRPA7, 1038 nucleotides. Its product is annotated as putative cmgc clk protein kinase protein. Gene Ontology annotation, cellular component: nucleus. The record is from RefSeq and is a predicted model, not a curated record. Gene Ontology annotation, biological process: protein phosphorylation. NCBI's taxonomy places the organism in Eukaryota, Fungi, Ascomycota, Sordariomycetes, Togniniales, Togniniaceae. The coding region runs from base 1 to 1038 and encodes 345 amino acids. The transcript has 4 exons. Gene Ontology annotation, molecular function: ATP binding; protein kinase activity.